Messenger RNA from Pseudomyrmex gracilis, 7285 nucleotides. It is a transcript of the gene Pcl, whose product is annotated as metal-response element-binding transcription factor 2. Gene Ontology annotation, biological process: regulation of DNA-templated transcription; chromatin organization. Bases 520 to 2958 code for a protein of 812 amino acids. The record is from RefSeq and is a predicted model, not a curated record. NCBI's taxonomy places the organism in Eukaryota, Metazoa, Arthropoda, Insecta, Hymenoptera, Formicidae. Gene Ontology annotation, cellular component: nucleus. The transcript is spliced from 10 exons. Gene Ontology annotation, molecular function: DNA binding; chromatin binding.
CCCCGAUGCCCCAGGACUCGAGUGCCUCGGGGAGGAUUUUCGAGAUCACCGUCUCAUUUCGUCUUUCUCUCUUUCGUUCUCUUUCUCUUUCUCGUGUGUUCUCCACUCUCGUGUUUUUAUUUUCCGUCUUGGUCGAUUGAUCGCGUUUGUGCUCUCGCGAAGAUCGUGCGAGAGAAUUUCAAGUUAGUGACAUCCGUGCGAUUCGGUCGUGACGCGAUGCCGUCGUUCGCGAAUGUUUGAGCGGCCUCGUGGCCGUCACUUUUUCCGCGACGACGACGGGAGUGAGUGCGCCGGACUGUGUUUUAAUGAGAUGCCGAUCAUAUGGUCGAGAUCGUUUCGCCAAGUUGAGGCCCGCGCGUUUCCCAUACGUCGGACUCGCGUAACGUUACCCGUCGUGGCAGGUGGCGGCUUCACGCAAUUUAUUUCGCGCUUCCCGGAAUGUUAGGGGCGCGUGCGGCACGUCGGAUUCCUCCCGGACGCCGAUGCUGAUACUCUGGACCGAAUUAAACAGGGUAAAAAAUGUCAGAAACUGAGGAAAGUCUGGCAGCCCCAGAUAGCACUACAAAGGAACAGCGGUUAGGCUUUUCCAAUGGGGAUGAUGUACUACAACACAAAGAUGGCAAAUUUUACCUUGGUACAGUUGUCGAGGUGGACUUGGCAAGGGAGAGAUGUCUUGUCAAUUUUAUGGACAACACAUCUUCUUGGUCCUCGUUUAAAGAGUUGACAAAGUUGUCCAUGCCAGACUCAGACGUUAUGUGUGUUCUCUGCAAAAAAUCUCAGCCUAAGACUGACAAUGACAUUGUUGUUUGCAACAAGUGUGGCCGUGGCUACCAUCAACUGUGUCAUCAGCCUCAAAUAUCAAAACAAGAGACAGGCGCAGACACCCAAUGGGUGUGCAAAAGAUGCAUGAACAGCCAGCGCACACGUGACUCUUGUGAGGCAAGAACAAGGGAAACGGUUAAAGAAAGUAUCAGAAAAGUUUGCAGCGGUAGGGACCAACCUCGACCUCACCCACCAGAUAGCAUGGCAAAGCUGCCAUACGAUCCUGAUAUGUUAAGUUGGGACGCGCAUCACAGAGUAAACGCUGAACAAAUUUAUUGUUAUUGCGGGCUUAAUGGGGAAUGGCAUGCACAGAUGUUACAAUGUGCUCGUUGUAAGCAAUGGUUUCACGAAAAAUGCAUCAGAUGUUUGACUCACCCUUUGUACAGUGGGGAUAGGUUUUAUGUAUUCGUUUGUUCAAUGUGCAAUUACGGAAAGGAAUUUGUUCGGCGUCUGGAAAUGAAGUGGGUAGAUCUGGUGCACCUGAUAUUGUACAAUUUGACUGUUUAUCACGCUAAAAAAUAUUACGAUCUGGACACCGUUAUUAUACCGUACGCGAACGACAAUUGGUACUUCUUACAGCUUCCAUCACGGAUUAGAGAUGUUAGUGCUCAAGUGCGUAGAGAAUCAAUACUGGCGAUAUUGACAAACAAUAGAAACCGGUUCAAAUGUGGCAGAGAAAUAAAAAAGCGCACUACAAUAUGGGGCCUCCGCGUCAGACUGCCACCGCCUUGUCCGAUCAUCACUCUUCCAGCAUCCGGCGAAGUAGAUGACUUCGUAUUGCGCAGAUGUUCCGCUGCUAAUAAAAGACUGCAGUAUCUUCCUCCGCAUAUAGGUCCUGUGAGUUUGCCGGAAAGUACAAAACAAUUGAUGGCACUGAAGCAAAGUGUGUCCGAGAAUGUGGAAAUUCCUAUAAGCCCCACAGACUUAGUGAUGCGAGGUACGGUUUAUCAAAAUUCCGAAGCGGAGCGAAGUUCUUGUCCGAGUCCACCCAGUCAAUCGACACAGUCUUUAAGAGAAAGGUAUAGCGGCGGUGGUUUUGUGAAGAAAUCAUUCCCGUUUCCCAAACUGAGUUUGCAAAGAAGACGUCGUUUAAUGGCGUUAGGUAGUUCGCGAGAAAGAAUGCUACGUAAACAUAAGAAAAGGGAAAAAGGAGAGGGGAAAACGCAAGGAGUUCGAGAAGCAAGAUACAGAAAGGCUCGGAAAUUGCUGAAGAACGCGAUCGCUAAGAGCAAGUCACGAACUUCAGAGACAUCCGACUUACCUCCAACGCCCCCGACUUCUGUGUCUGGCCCUCCCACUCCACCAGCCACGACGUCAGGCAUGUCCGAAGUAUCCGUGCCUAGCUCCGUGGAUCUGAUGCAUCCUCUACCACCUUCGACGCCCGCAGACACGAGCGGUGACGAGACCAGCUCGAGGGGAACUCUGGAUUCCUUUAUUCCACCACCCAAAGAUUUCGAAGGGAAGAACAAUCCGUUCAGCGACUUGGUGGGCACUCCUUGCAGCCUGAAUCAAGCGAGCUCGAGCACGCCGUUGCCGUACAACCCGUGUCCCAUCACCUUGCCUCUACCACUGACACCUGUGAUCUCGCAACCGCCGGUAGUGCGUCCGGCAAAGAGGCAGCUAUCGGAGAAAGAUAUUAUCGUCGAUCGAAAUGGACAAGUGAAGCGCAGGAGGCAACAUCGACGGGGACGUCCGUCUCAGCAGCAGUUGCAGCAACAAUUUCAGCCGCACACCGCCAGCAAAACGGCGGCCAUUUUGCCGGCUCGUAAUAACGAAGUUAAAAGUGAAUUUGCCAGGAAUUUACGAAGUUCAUUUAAUGGUGCCUCGAGCAGUGCGAGUAGUCAAAUUGGAAAUUGUGUGGAUUAUGCCUUAAACGGUAGGAGGUUGAGACAGCGACAGAAUAACGAGAAGCUACCUCCGCCCGAUCCGCAACCGCAAAGAAAGAGCAGCUUGCCUUCCCCAGUGAAGCAAAGUGCGCCCGACAUAUCUCUGGAUGACCUCAAGUCAUCGGUGAAUAUUUACUUCGGUGCGGCCAACAGAAUAGCCGCCGGUGAAAAGUUUGUCAUUAAAGCGAAGAGAACAGCGCCGAACGGCCAGGCGCAAUACCUCAUCGAAUGGGAGGGACUCAAUACUUAACGGUAAAUAAUCAGCUUACGACGAAAAAUAUUAUGGAAUCGUAUACAUAUAUUUUAAAUUGAUGUCAAACGAGGGCGGCCGGCGAUCAGAGAGCUGAACCGCGGCAUCUUGUAAUCAAUUCUCGGUGUUUUCUCGGCAAAAUGAUUGCGAUCAAUUGUUUUGCGUUCACAUGCACUGCCACUUGUUACGUACAUUUCAUAAAAAAUGUAUGUAUUUAUCGGCGUAUAUAGAAUACGUGAGUGUUCUUGUAAAUGUGUGUUUUGUAUGACAGUUGAAGUUUUAAUUUGAUGCAUGAAGAGUUUUUUUACGCGCGUCUGCGAAAAUCAUUUUACUUGACGAUUUAUUGAAGCUUAUUUAUUGCAUUGUUUCUAUAGUUUUAUUCACGCUUGAAAGUAAAAUAUUCGAUAUUUAGCACAAUUAUUCUUUUAAAUGUAUGUGUUUUAUCUAUUUUUAACAAUCAAAGAAGUACGUGAAGGUCUGUUUCUUGUUGUCUCACGCAUCUAAUUUAAAACGAGUGUAAUGAAAUACUCGUUCUCUCGAAGGACGUUUACAAGAACAAUCAGCUGUAUCGCUUAUCGAUUGUAAAUAGUGUAGCAUAGUAGAAAAAAAACUUGCGGAAGAGAAUUCGACACGGUGUGAGCCGCGGCGACAAGGAAAUGAUCCGCGUGCUCCUCAUCCGUAAAACAGAAAAAUUGGCCAAUCGUCCCUGACAGAGAUGCGACAUCAAAAAAGAAGCACAGUCGUUUUCACUUGAACUAACGUAUUAGUAUUAUCUUAGUGAUAAAUAGUUAAAAAAAAAAAAACAAAAAAACAAAACAGACAUCCUGCAAAGGUUAUUUUUCAAUAUACUUGUAGACAUAGUCUUCGACUUCUGUGACUCCAUUGUCUCGAAUUACAAAUUUACUCUUGUGGACGACAAUCUUACAAUGCAAAAUAAAACCGAGGUCAUCAAAAAUUUAAUUUGUUGCUACGAAUUUACACAAACCAACAAAUUUUUACUAUUACGCACAUUACGCGCGUUCGAAAAAUUAAAAUUGAAUUAUUUAUUAAACAUAAAAAAAAACAAACUAAAAUAUUUGCCGGAUAUUUACUGGACUUCUGUGCUGUGAGUGAGAAUUCAAAAACAUACAAUUAGCGUAUUGUAAUGUUUUCCAAACACAAAAGUCCAAGAGCGAUGUAACUCGAGACGAAUGAAGUUGCAGACUUGGCGUUGCUCAUCAUUGUACAAGAUUAAGAAGAACAGGCACCAUCGGUCGAAAUUAAACGAAAAACAUAAUGUAUACUGGACAUGUAAAGUACUUGGCCAAGUUAUCUGUGCAAAAAAAAAAAAAAAAAAAAAAAAAAAAAAAAAAAAAAAAAAAAACCAAGUAACGUAUAAACGGCGAAUUCGAACUCGUUAUAUCAGGUAUACAGUGUGUGAACUCAUUAUCGUAUAGAUACGCACCGUGCAAAGACGAUUUUACGCAUUAAGCGGGUGGAAGACGAAUCGCAGUUGUACAUAAAAACAAAAAAAAACAAAAAAAAACAAAAAACAAAAUCGGAAACAAUCACAGUUUAGGAAAAGAGAUGGCAAUCCGUGAAAUGUAACCAGUGUGUCACAGAUCAUCUUAGUUUUUGAUACAGAUUAUUUUGUACUCUGAAAAUACUGCGCCGGGAUUAUUCUGUAAUAAGAAAAAUACUUUACCUUAGAUCCCACAGAAUCUAUUUGGUCAUAACUUAAUCAGACGAUAUUUAAAAGCGAACUUGUAAGCGAUAUGAUAAUAUACAGUUGUGUAUUGCCGUCAUUAGAGUUCCCAAAUCAAAAGAGCUUAUUAGAAGGGCUAAAAGAAAAAGUAAUUGUUUUUUUUCGCCUGCGACAAAUUAUUAUCAACGACAAUUAGCUUUCGCGACGAAAGAUUUGGUUUACAUUCUGUAAAUAAACAUACGUUGAGACUUGUUACGACGCAUCACUGACGGGAAACUGAGCAUAAUUUAUAUAUUAUUCCAUUCUUCCUGUCGCUCGAUUUUUAUAUAUUGAAACAAUCUGUCGAAAAGAGAGAUUUUACUCGCAAAAAAAAAAAUUUUAUCGCAUUUAUACUUCGAUUUAAUUCUGUGAUCGAGAAUUAAAAACAAGAAACAAGUUUUAACAAAGUUUUUUACCAAAUAAUAUCUGCUAAAUUAUCUGCUCAAAUAAUUUUCAAGUUUCCCACUGACUUAACAAUGACAAAUCUACAAAACGACUUGAUGUUUGAAAGACAUUAACAAAACUGAGAAGAUUCAGUUUUAUUGCUAUUUAUUGAAAAAUGUUAAAGUUGCAACAACACACAUUUGUGUUUGCUUUUCUUAGUUUCUUUGUUUUUAUUCGAAAAGAGGCUUGAACAAUUUAAGGCCACUGUGGUAUGAGACGCGAGAUUUUUUGUGAAUUGUCGUUUUUAUUUUAUCGUAAGAUCUCUUUCCAAAGUGUCAAAAAAAAGCUCGUAUCUUCCUUUCGCGCAAAACUUCGGCGAGUAAUUUACAAAUUUAUACAAUUAAGUGUCUUACAAAUUAUUUUGUCUAUUUCGAUUACUCAAAUUUUAUUUUGUAUAAAUUACUUCCUCGAAAAUCUUUGUAAUAUAUAACAUGUACGUAUAGUUCGUUUGUUUCGAUAUAUUAUUAAAAAAAAGUCUACGUAAAUUAUAUACACACGUUGUUCACACACGAAUGUAACGAUGGUAGAAACAUUUUGCUCGUUUUUUUUUUUUUUUUUGUUUUUGUUUUUUUUCGAUUUAUAUGUACCACAAAAAAGCACAAUCUCUAUCUUUUUCUCCCUAACGUAGAUAAAAAUAUUCGACGAAAGCAAGUAAAAACAAAAAAAAUGGUCACUGCCAAACUUCUAAGUUAUAUUUAAGAAAUGACGUCGGACACACAACGCGUUGUGUGCGCUAUGAUAUAGUAAUGUUUGUAAGUAAGUGAAAUUUCUCAAUCUGUAUUUAUCGUCACACACAAACACACACACAUUCAUUAUUCCAUACGCGAAUGCUUAACGAAGCGGCUGUCGUGAGUGCAUGAUUUCGCGAAGACACGUGCUGAUUUGCGACGAAAAUUUCAUAACAUGUGCAUGUACGCGCGGAAUAUCCGAAAUUUAAACACGAAGUUUUUUGACUGUGAUCGACAAACGAAAAUGGCACGGGAGAAAUAAAAGUCUCGCAAUUACUUUUAACGCACUAUUCAGAACUUUCUAAUUAAACGACAAUACUCCGGCGUGUGAAAAAUGAAAAAUACAUAGAAUGAAAAAUGAAAAAUACCAUAGAACGUAAAAAAUUCUUAAGAUUUAUAUUUUCCAAUUUUAUGCAACAAAUUGUAAAACUUGUGCUUGAGAAUUUUGUAUUGUCGUGCGAUUAAAAAUUUCGCGAAUGCGUAGAUAGAUAGAAAUUUGUUUUCGUUUUAAAAUACGCAUUUUAAAGGAAAAUUAUUUAUUUGAAGUCAAGUUUCAAAAAAUUAUACUUAGUUUUCUUUUUAAAAUCAAUAUUUUAAAAGAACGCAUUCUGUCAAAAUGUGAAGUGUACGCGGAAUUUUAUGUUCUUCUCUGCCAUCUCCGGUUGAACACAUUAAAAAUGUGAGACUGUUCCGCGUCGACGAUUUGUUGCCUUGUUUGUUUUCGCUUUUCUCACAUAACAAUCGUUUAAAUUGUAAAAUACGUUACGAACGCUUUGAAAUUUUUCUUUUUUUGAUAAAAAUCAGAAGAUCAACCGCAUUCCAUUGGGGUCUCGCGUGACAAUCGCAAAGUUCAGAAGAGUCACGAUCGUAACGUCGCGGAUAAAUUCGUGUUGAUUCGCGCGAAUUUUAAUCGCCGGCGAUAACAGUCGCUCAUUCUGCAGAGAGUCAAUGUCUGAUUGAAAAAAAAAAUAAUAAUAAUAAAAUAAAUAAAUCGCGAUAAAGAGAGAUUUACAAUUGAUCGCGCACGUUGCGAAUCGGCAUGUCCGAGCGUUCUGUCCAAAAUGGAACGUGUGCGCGACGAGCGAGAUCGUUAAUGCGGGGCGAAAAUUGUAACUGCCAGUAACGCGAGUGUAUAAAUUAAAUCAUUAAAUGUGUGAAACUUGACAAGUAUAAAGUUUCGUACUUGAUGAUUUAAUAUUAUAACUCCCACUCACACAUACACACAUAUACAAACAUUUCUCUCGUCCAUCUCCUUUUUUUAACGUAUAAAAUACCCUACAAAUACACAUCAGAGAGUGAGAGAGAGAGAGAGAGAGAAAGAGAGAGAGAGAGAGAGAGAAAGAGAGAGAGAGAGAGAGCUUAAUUAUGUCUUUAUGUGCCGUUCGUAUGGUGAUUACAGAGCGUGCGAUACAGGCUCGAAAAAAAAAAAAAA